This is a messenger RNA of Fonsecaea multimorphosa CBS 102226, 426 nucleotides long. RefSeq lists its product as uncharacterized. NCBI's taxonomy places the organism in Eukaryota, Fungi, Ascomycota, Eurotiomycetes, Chaetothyriales, Herpotrichiellaceae. The record is from RefSeq and is a predicted model, not a curated record. The transcript has a single exon. Bases 1 to 426 code for a protein of 141 amino acids.
AUGGAUUUCCUUCUCGGAGACUUCUGCCUGUCCUGCGAUCGCCAAACCAACGGUACAAACUUCUGCUCCUCGGCAUGCCGUCUCACACAACUCGAUCACUAUACCCUGGGGUCGUCGACACCAUCCUCCUCUCCCCGUGACACAAGUAUCACCACCUUCUUCUCCUCGUCACAACGCCCUUCCCUGACCAUCACCACACCUGGUCUCUACCUUCCACCAGCCUACGACUUCUCCAUUCACCGGACCUCGUCAUCGAAUUCGCUCUCUACGUCUUUUAUCUCCCGCCCAAUCAGCCCGAAGCUGUCCGAACAAGCCCAGAAUGAUCUGAAAGACUAUGCGGGAUCUUUCGAUCAGACAAGGACCUUGAAAAGACGAGUGUCGAUGCAAAGCAACGAAGAUAUCAAAGCCUCUUGGAGAGGGCCAUGA